CUUUCAUCUUUUAUUUUCUAAGCAGAUCAUUGACCCAAACAUUCACCAUGGCUUGCUCCCUCUAUGUCAUCGCUUUUGUCGGCCUUUUGGCGUUCACUGCUGCUGAAGAUUACAGCCAGUAUAACCCAGAGUGUGUAAAUGGCGAAAACACGUACAUGGUGCCCUUUCCAGAUUUGGACGACUGCGUACAGAAACGUUACAUCAUGUGCUUUAACGAGAGGGCGGUGGAUUUACACCAGUGCGCGGACGACUUGGUUUUCAAUAGCAAACUGCAAUAUUGCGACUGGGCCACUGAUGAUGAUAAGAAAAAAAUGGCCAGUUGUACUACUGUGAAAAAGACUGUAGAAGUGGAGUGUAAAGUUUCUGUCUUCUUUACAAAGGCCAAUACGACCACAUGCAGAUCCUACCAACAAUGUGAUAACGGAAGACUGCUGACUCAGUUCUGCCCAAGGGGUUUUUACUACAUCGAGGGGUACCCCCAGCUUUGCAUGUUCUCUGUGUCUCAGUCACUGGCCAAGUACAGGGACCAAUUCGAUCGUUGUGUAGCUAUGGACAGCUGG
Molecule: messenger RNA, 560 nt
Organism: Aplysia californica (California sea hare)
Lineage: Eukaryota; Metazoa; Mollusca; Gastropoda; Aplysiida; Aplysiidae
Cellular component (GO): extracellular region
Molecular function (GO): chitin binding
Source: RefSeq, a predicted model, not a curated record